UUGACCGGACAUCACCAUGGCGACUGGACGCGGACAGUUUAGAAGUGUAAUACUGUCGCAGUUAAUUUUUGACAUAGGCCUACAGGAAUAGGGAUGGUAACUAAAAGGGAGAACAAACGCCAUUUAUUCGGCUAACGUUUACAUAGUGACGGUUGCCCAUUUUACUGUAUCCUAACGUCCGCGGCCUAGGUCAAGACCAGUGAAACAAAUGGCAGCACCAAAAGCAGUCACUUCCAGAGUGCGGGCAGUGAGGACGUCCAAAAGAGCUGACAAAUCAUCUCCAGCGUCCACUCAGAACUUUAUGGAAAGACUGCCAUCUGAGAUCCUGAUUAAGAUUCUGUCAUACCUGGAUGCCUCCACUCUUUUCAGCAUCAGCCACAUCAAUAAGUUCUUCUAUCAGCUUGCCAAUGAUAAUGCUCUGUGGAACAAGAUAUACAUAGCAGAGUUUGGCAAGAAUAAAAAGGGGAAACCUAAUUGCAUGGAUGAACUGCUGCUGAAGAUGACCACAGUGGAGGUGCAGCAUCGGGCCAUGGGCUACUGGAAGAGGCUGUACUUCAGGACUGGAGCCGCAUGUGACAUGAACAAGUGGAAAAGACAUCUCGGGCUCAUCAGCUGUCACACUGGGUUGCCCAGCCAAACAGAGCGGGUCCUCAGAAACUUGCACGUCACCUGGGAGUUGACUGUCUCUGAUAAGUCGGGGCAUGAGGUCACAUAUGAGCUGAGCUGGUCCCAGUUCUGCCAGACAUCUGUGACGCUGUGCUGGAGCGGAGGAGGCUGCUUGCCCAACUACCAGCAGAUUUCCACCUUUCAACUCCACAGUGUCAGGAGGAUAGCCCUCAGCUGCCCCGGCCUAAAGAAACCUGGCUGGAGGUCCCUCAUAGCGAAGUUAGACAUGCAGACUAUGACUAAAAGCAUGCAGGUCAUUGGCCAGGACAGACUGGUUGAACUGAAGCUGCUACAGCCUGGCAUCAUCAUCGGUGUCUGGAGGGACCAAUGCUCCAUUGCCUUUGUCAUGUUCACCCUUCACUUCCACAGGCUGGUGGAAAGAUGCAUCCAGGGAUCUUCUGUUUGCCCCUAUGUGGAGCCAACGGUCAAACCCCCUUUUGAUGACAUAGACCCUGAAUACGGUCUCCAUGGUUACCAACUACACAUUGUUCUGCACGACACUGUAUGCGAGAUCAUGUCCGGAAGCUUCUCCCAGCUCUUCUGCCGGAGAACUCAGAUCUGUGACGGCCUAAUCCAGUUAACUGCCAUUAGCAGGGCAGACUUGUCGCAGCACACACCUCUGUCAGGCAACAUCACCCUGCCCUGGAGGUGUGAGGCCCUGCAGGGCGCAGUGGAGAAUUGCUGCAUCAUGAGUCUGACUCUACUGGACGAAUUCAAGAAACCCUUCUGGUGUGUCAGCUCUCCUGUUUCCAUGGAGCUGGAGAAGGCGUCUGUCUCCUAUGACUAUGACGGUGAGCACUUCCUGAUCCACUAUCUGGACUCAGAUGGUCAGGUGAAGAUAAAACUUGUGUGGAUGAAAGAACAAAAGCAGUUUUUCCUCAUAAGCUUAGUUGUCUAUGUGACUGUUUGCAAAGUCAACAAGCAUUUCACUAGAGAUUACUGAUCCUGCAGUAUUUCUGGAACAGGUUUUUAGUCAUUACAGUACAGUUGAAUACUACGAUUUUGCUUUUUAAUAUUUUAAUUAAACAUAUUACAUCUAUAUAUGAUAUGCUGAUGUUGUAUUAUAUCAGUACAUCUACAUCACCUUGUUUAUAGUGAAAAUAGAGUGUACCACCAGAAUAAUUUAACACUUUUAGUGGUUAAUGGUAAUUUUAAAAUUAAUUGAUAAUUUUAAAACAGCAAUUUAUCAAGAGAUUUAUUUUGUAUAUACAGAAAAUGUUGCAGUGCCUAUUUGCCAGAGUAAUGAUACUUUUUAUAUCAUUUUGUAUUUAAAUGCUGAAUAAAUGAAUAUAUUUUUAAAUGGAUUUAUGGAAUAAUUUAUGAUCUGCUUUGAAAUUUGAAAUUUAUUUCAGUUUACAAAUGUGUCCUCCUGUUAUAUUUUAUCCCAUGCUUUAUUUGUUUAUGUGUGUUUUACAGUUUAGGUUUACUCACACAAAAUAAUUUUGCAUCUGUUUUAUGAACUAAUUAAUGUAAUCAAUUUUUCAUAUAACUUAAAUAUAAUUAAUAAUCCAUUGAUAGUUAGGGAUCAUUAAUGUAUUGAUUAUAAUAAUAUUGUAAUGAAACAUUCUAUAAUUAUUCAGGUGACACACUCCAAAUGUUUGCGCACAACAUGUGUGUUUGUAAUACUCAAUAAAUCAAUACAAAAAAGUGAAAAUAUUCUGUAAGAAAAUACAAACUUGAGACUGUUGGUCAAAGGUUCAACUCCUAAUUAUUAAAACAAAUAUUCAAAUGUACUUCUUUAAGAAGUAGUUUUAUAAAAUAUUUUACCAUUUUGUUUGUUUGUAUUUGUUUGUGAUUCAAUAAAUGUUCUUUUGUUACAGUUGAA
Messenger RNA from Siniperca chuatsi (mandarin fish), 2491 nucleotides. It is a transcript of the gene fbxo15, whose product is annotated as F-box protein 15. The coding region runs from base 209 to 1609 and encodes 466 amino acids. The record is from RefSeq and is a predicted model, not a curated record. NCBI's taxonomy places the organism in Eukaryota, Metazoa, Chordata, Actinopteri, Centrarchiformes, Sinipercidae. Gene Ontology annotation, molecular function: protein binding. The transcript is spliced from 10 exons.